Messenger RNA from Brassica oleracea var. oleracea, 1492 nucleotides. RefSeq names its product AT-hook motif nuclear-localized protein 14. Bases 70 to 1215 code for a protein of 381 amino acids. Lineage: Eukaryota; Viridiplantae; Streptophyta; Magnoliopsida; Brassicales; Brassicaceae. The record is from RefSeq and is a predicted model, not a curated record. Gene Ontology annotation, molecular function: minor groove of adenine-thymine-rich DNA binding. The transcript is spliced from 6 exons.
AAAAAAAAUUGAAAAAUCCCUAAUGCUCACUCUCUCUCUCUAGAUUUGUUUCUCUCUCUAAAAAAAGAAAUGGAACCUCACGAAAGUCACCAGCAGCAGCGUCUCAGCUCUCCUUACUUCCACCACCACCUGCAACACCACCACCAUCCAUCCACCGUUUCUUCCGGAAACGCCGUUCCACCUCCCAACAAUGGUCUUUUUCCGCCGCCGCCGCAGGCUAACGAUGGGUCCUCCUCUCACGCCGUGCAUCCCCACUCCUCGGCGGUAACGGCGCCGUCUGAGCCGUUGAAGAGGAAAAGAGGUCGUCCGAGGAAGUACGUGACGCCGGAGCAAGCCCUGGAGGCGAAGAAAAUGGCGUCCGCCGCGAGCAGCUCGUCUGCUAAGGAGAGGAGAGAGCAAGCGGCUGCGUCGUCUAGUGCCGGGCCAUCGAAAAAAUCUCACCUUGGCUCCGUCGGGAAAACUGGGCAAAGCUUUACUCCGCAUAUCGUUAACAUAGCUCCUGGUGAGGAUGUGGCUCAGAAGAUUGUGAUGUUUGCACAGCAAAGCAAGCAUGAGCUAUGCGUUCUAUCUGCAUCUGGCACCAUCUCUACUGCAUCCUUGCGUCAGCCAGGAGGCAACAUAUCUUAUGAGGGUCAUUACGAGAUUAUCUCACUAUCCGGAUCAUUUAUCCGAUCUGAACAAGGUGGGAAAACCGGUGGACUUUGCGUUUCUUUAUCUAGAUCUGAUGGUCAGAUCAUCGGCGGAGCUGUUGGGACUCACUUGACAGCUUCUGGUCCGGUUCAGGUGAUUCUUGGUACGUUUCAGCUUGAUAGAAAGAAGGAUGCUGCAGGGAGUGGUGUGAAAGGGGAAGCUUCCAACAGCGGAAGUCGGUUAACUUCUCCCUCUAGCACUGGACCUGGACCGGGUCCUGGACCGUUGCUUGGCAUGGGCUUCCGUUCUGUUAUGGAAUCUCCUGGUAGAAAUCCAAUGAGGGGAACCGAUGAGCAGCAUCAUCAUCACCAUCAACAUCAACAAACCGGUAUGGGUGGAUCUCAUCAUUUCAUGAUGCAAGCGCCGCAGGGAAUGCAGAUGACACAUCCCCGGCCAUCUGAAUGGGGAGGAGGAGGCAGCAGUGGUCAUGACGGUAGAGGUGGUGGCGGUGGGUAUGAUUUGUCAGGACGUCUAGGACAUGAGUCGUUUGAGAAUGGAGAUGACGAGCAGCAAAUGCCGGAUUAGCUUCCAGAGACGUGUGUAGGGUUUAGAUCCAAAUUAGAAACUGAAGCCCUGAGAAAGAAUCUGAACUGAGAGAGAGAUAUGACUUAAAAAGACAGAAUCUUAUCUGAAGUGUUUUCACCAGAGAUAAUAGAAGUUGAGUGAUGCUUUUUGUUCUUUCUUGGUUAAUAUAUGUAUAAACUCCACAGCCUUUUUUUCCUGCUUCUCUUUCAUUUCAUUCCUUUUCUUUUCUCACUCUUUUCUUCUCCUAUGUUUAUAUAGUUUGUUAUUGUUUUGCUCA